CUUUUCCCCAGCCAAUGCCGCGGUUGGGCAGCUGCCACCUCUGGCAGCUAGCGGAACAUGGCGGUUUGGCCACCUUUGGUCAACAGCUGAGGAAGCCGUGGGUGAUCUUAAGCGAUGCCCGGAGCCGCUUAGAACAGUCCCUGGGCCUCAGUUAUGGCGAGCUGCUGCAGUUCCUGUCGCAGCAGCUUCAAAGCUCCGUGGCCUUGGCGCAUGUCAGUGGCAACGUCUACCUGGGGCCGCAGCUGGAGGAUCUGAAGAUGUCUGGAGAACAGGUGCUGGUGGCAAACCUCUUUUCCCAUGGAGAGAUUGGGGUGGAUGCCAUCGCCUCCCCCAGCGCGCAACCCGAUGCAGACACGCUUCGCUUACUUCGAUGCAUCGCGACGUAUCCCAAGCUCCGUUGGAUCCAUGGUGUGGACCCCGUGGUGCCGCGGGAGAGCGAAGCAGCAACCAGCGAUGCCAACGGCGGAACGCCAUCCUGGGGCGAGGUGGUGAAACCCGUAAAGCGGAGCCUGAUGAAGAAACAUCCCUUGCUGCGUGAGCUGAUGGGAGAUCUCGACACCCCUGGGACCUGUCUCCAACACUCCAACUUCAUCCAUCACGACAUCCAGGGCGACUCGCUGGAGGAAUGUCAAAUUUCGGCCGCGCGGAUUGCCGCCAAAAGAGCCUAUGGCGAAGCAGGACGUGGAGGUUGUGCUCUACUGACCUCCAGCGGCUUCAUCCUCUCUGGUUCCGAGAUCUCCAACUCGAUCUCCGGCAUCACGCCGCUGCAGGUGGCCUUGGUGUCGUUGGGCGCCAAUGGCCUGUGCCCAUCCACCGUGCUGAGCGUGGCAUAUGCAGGGCAGGUGGGGCAGCUUCUGGGAGAUGAGAAGCUCAGGGAGCAGGUCAUCCCCCAGGCGGCUCUUCGUGUGGUGGACCUGGAGUGAGCAGAUGAAGAACUUGGACUGGAAACUGGGAAACUGAACUGACUUCUGACUUGGAUGUACAAUGAUGUACAUAUUGAAGAGUCAGAUACCUUCUCUAUGCCGGUUUUGGGGAGCAAGAUAGCAGGAUCUGAAGCGUCCUGGUCCGUGGGCAAUUUGCCGAGCACUUUUGGGCCCGCGACUCUGGUCGAAAGGUGCUGAACGUGAGGUAGACAGCUAUGCGCAGGAGACAUCGUGCUGAAGAGGUUGACAGGUGGAGAAAGGCUCCUGGCGAUGGAUUCAACUAGACGACGGUUGGCCCGAGAGCGAAA
Molecule: messenger RNA, 1231 nt
Organism: Cladocopium goreaui
Lineage: Eukaryota; Dinophyceae; Suessiales; Symbiodiniaceae
Source: the annotation of a GenBank genome assembly